AGGCCUGUAAUAGCAGAGCGGCGGGCACGCGCGGGGUCGUGAGCGCAGCCAGGCUGGUGGAUGUGAAGCAGCGUGGCAGCGGCAGCGGAGUGUGGCGUGUUGUUGAAGACUCUCCCAGUGUUGACCAGCUCUCCUCUCACCCUCCUGCACCCUCAGCCAUGGCUCAUACAAUUUUAUUAGUGCAGCCGGGACCAAAACCAGAAACUAGAACGUUUUCUGAUUACGAGAGCGUGAAUGAAUGCAUGGAAGCAGGUGUGUGUAAGAUCUAUGAGGAGCACCUCAAGCGGAUGAACCCCAAUACUCCAAGCAUCACCUACGACAUAUCUCAGCUCUUUGAUUUUAUUGAUCAAUUGGCCGACCUCUCCUGUCUUGUGUACCAAAAAAGCACCAACACAUAUGCACCCUACAAUAAAGAUUGGAUAAAGGAGAAGAUAUAUAUCCUUUUGCGACGUCAAGCUGCCAAGGCAAACUAAAUCAAGAAAAUGGCAGAAAAUUUUGUUGGUUUUGAAAUUGGAAACUUAUAUUGUGGAUGACUGGCAGGUUUCUUGAUGAUGAUGAUGAUGGGUGUAUAACCACGAAGAGAUUGGGAGAACAAAAAGAGGGACGGAAUCGCAACAUUAAACAAAUACAGUAGUUAGUAAGGAUAGAAUAAAACCAGUAUAUCAUUCAUUUAUAUACUGUAUAUCAUGACAAAUUUGAAGUUCAAAUUUUGAAGUGAUAAUCGUUCUGCAGUGCUCAUUAAAAGUAGUUUGGAUGAUAAUAUAGCUAAGAUGGUUAUAAGGAAACUAAUUUUUGAAUAAAGAUGUAAGUGAACAAGGUCAAUUUUUUUUAUAUAAAUAUAUAUAAUGUAAAAUUUGUGUCAAUUUGGUAUAUGGUAUUUUAUAAUAUGUAAUUAUUUUCUGUAAAAAUUAGAACAUGAAGUUACAGUAGAUGGUUUCCAGUGUCCCUGGGAUCAAGAGUACAAACCCAGCGUGAGAAUGUGUUUUGAUCCCUUGUUUUGGAUAUGUUUACAUCCACGUAUAGUAAUCAGUUUAAUAACAAUGUAAUUCUCCAUUACUGAAUGGAACAAGAAGCAUGCCUAUGUGCAUCUCUUUUGAGUGUAAUUUCUUUUUUAGGGGAUUUCACUUUGCAAUUAACUACAGAAUCAAGGCUUUACUGUAGUAAAAUAUGACCAGGUAAUUUUAUUGUAAUUUAGCCAGUUUAAAUUUUAUUUUUAUGGCAGGGUCAAUUUUUAUGACUGGCUCUAGUUGAUUAUAUUUUCUUGAAAUGCAUAAGUGGUAAUUGUAAGAUACAUUUUACACCAGCUUUAUAUAAUUUUUGCUGCAUAAUUUGUUAAACCAUCUCAUUUCAUGUGAAAUAUAUAUAUAUCGGUGUUUUGCUUGCUACAAUAUUUGACACGCCUCACUCUGAACGGUUACUCUCAAAAGUUACACAUAACACACACACAAUGUAGAAAAACGACUCUAGCUUUGUAACUAAAUUUAGUUCAGGCAGUAGCGUACUAUAAUUUCUUGAGCGAGUUCUUCAUCGUUUAUUAAUUAUAGCUAUUUUAUCAUAAUGUGAGUAGCAAAGCAAUGAUAGAUACACAAUGGCACAUGGAUGAGACUGAAAAGUUAAGGUACAUGUUAUAUAAAGGUAUUUUGUUUAUAUGGAAAGUAUGUUUUCCAAAUUUUGUUUAGCUCUUCAGUAGCUUUUAAAUUUGAGAAUGCACCACAAAUGUCAUCCAUACUGUACAAGUGAAUAUUUUGACAAAAAUCUUCAGGUAUCUCUUGCAUUGAGCAAAAUAUUUAAUGUAGUCUAUAUGAUUUUCUUUGUUUGCAUUAUGUACCGUAUUUAGACUUCAUAAUAAAAACUAUUGAAAGUAAAA
Messenger RNA from Procambarus clarkii (red swamp crayfish), 1867 nucleotides. RefSeq names its product enhancer of rudimentary (gene e(r)). The record is from RefSeq and is a predicted model, not a curated record. Lineage: Eukaryota; Metazoa; Arthropoda; Malacostraca; Decapoda; Cambaridae.